Lactuca virosa is the source of this 540-nucleotide messenger RNA. The record is from the annotation of a GenBank genome assembly. Lineage: Eukaryota; Viridiplantae; Streptophyta; Magnoliopsida; Asterales; Asteraceae.
AUGGAGGACAUCCAUGAUUUUGAUACAAUACAUGUGGAGCUGGAUGCGUACUUCAAAAAGAAACAAGUUUUCCGAUGCAAAGACGAAUUACUCAAUAUUCUAUGUGAAGAAGAUGAUGACGAGGCAGUAGAUGAUGCUCUAACUGAAAAUGAUGUUCAUGUUGGAAACGAUGCUCAAAUUGGAAUCAAUAAAGAAGAAUCAGACGAAGAUUAUCUAGAAGGUAGUAACGAGGAAGAUAAUGAUGAGGAAUUUGAGUAUUCCACCCACAAUCCAAAGGUGAAAUGGAACAAAAUGAUAACAACACAUGGUGAAAGAGGUUGGUAUGUAUGUCCAAGUGGAGUGAAUGAAUAUGAAGUAAGGAAUGAGUUUCAAAACUAUGGAGUUGACUUGAAGGAAAAAUGUUAUGCUUGUAGAUUAUGGGAGUUUUCAGGGUUACGUUGUGUGUAUGCACAAGUGGCAAUUUUGUACACCAAUCAAGAUCCAAUUAACUUCAUAAGUAGUUGGUUCAGCAAGAAUCUUUACAAGGCAACUUAUGAUUAG